Molecule: messenger RNA, 1145 nt
Organism: Prorocentrum cordatum
Lineage: Eukaryota; Dinophyceae; Prorocentrales; Prorocentraceae
Source: the annotation of a GenBank genome assembly
CUAUAGCCCUACCAAACAAUGUUCUAAGAACCUUGUGCGGUUUUUCCGUAGCCAGUUUGGCUCAAGGCUCAGUGAUUUUUAUAUAGAUUCGAGUCCAGAGACUAAUCUCUUCUACAGAUCGUGCGACGAUGAUUCGCGUGGGAUGCUUGGGCGCCUGCGCCGCUGUGGCGAGCGGGCUCCAUGCCGACACGGGCGCCCUGACCCAGCUCCGCGGUUCCAAUCAUUCGGUCCUCAUCCUGGGAUGCUCUGUAGACAGGAACGCCGUGGAGAGCUUCUGCGGCAAGGUCGACAGGUUUUACCGCGUGGGGUGCUACGACGAGGAGCGCCAGCUCAACAUCGGCUUCGUCUUCCACCCCGGGGUGGGCAUCAACGGUGACCUGCAGCCGCCCUUUUACAACCGCACCCAGUGGGGCUCUAACAUAGGGCAGCCUAUAUCCGACGACAAGGUCCUGCGCAAGUGGUCCUCGAGCAUGGUGGGAGAGCUGUUCCCCGACAUGGUCGUGGUGGACAGCUCCCUGUGGGACCUGUCGACCUGGGCCUCGUGGGGCAUGAGAAACGUGACGGCAGCCCGGCUGCGCCAGUGGGGCAUGCAUGAUCUGAAGAAUGAAUUGGCUCGCGUGUCCGAGGCGUACGACGAGAGCCGCAUCGUCUUCAGGACUGCGCCCGCAGUGUACAAGACAAAGUGGGUCGUUGAUGACACAGGACACGAAUACAAGGAUGUGGCGGCAAUCUCGAAUGAUGGAAUCCGCAUGAUGCAGAGGGAGCUGAGGAAGCACAUCAAGGACGGCAAGCUAUAUGGCAAGUACGAGGUGAUCGACUACAGCCAGAUAAUGGACGAUCUUAUCCAGGAGCGCGGGGCCGACGAUCCGUCCCUGUGGCUGAAGGACGGGUACCAUCCCAGUGCGGAGCCAUCCUGGCGCUACCUCAACGAAAUCUUCCGCCUCAUGGACCUGGCGACGGUGGAGAAGAAGGUGGAGUUGGACGGCUUCCAGCGGCGGUGGGCGGCGGCCGCUGGCGACAGGGACGAGGCGGGCGAUCUGCCGUGAGCGCUGCGACAAUUCCCUCGCCAGCCCGAUUGCCCGAAUUGUGAAGAUGGGCCCGGUGGUUCUCACUUCACUGGAAUUAAUCAUAUUCUGUUUGAGCGA